AUGGCCCACGAGCUGCUGGGCAUUCGUUUCAACCGAAUAGAUUUGAGCAAAUCUCCGACGGCGCCUCCGGACCUCAAAGAAGUCCUUUUGGACGAACGCCAGGACCUCUUCUACCGCAAGAACUGCAUGGCGAACUUCGGGGAGCUGGGGGUGGCGGUGAAGCAGCACGUAAAUGAGUAUCAAGAGAAAACGAAGGCCAGCAGCAGUUUGACCAACUUAGAGGCCCUCAAAGACUUCGUCGAAAAACUCCCCGAGAGCCGCCGCCUUUCCAGUUCUGUGUUUAAGCAUGUGGGAGUGAUAAGCGAAUUGUCUCGAAUUGUGCGGGAGAGGAAUUUGCUGGUCUUGUCGGAGCUGGAGCAAAGCCUGGCCUGCAGCAGCAGCAGCAGCAGCAAGCAACAGCAGCAGCACUUCACCGCAGUCUGCAGCCAAAUACAAAACAAACAAAACACAAAUUUAGACAAACUCAGACUCGCGCUCCUCUACUGCAUCAGAUACGAAGGCAGCGAGACUGUAGCAGCUGUGCGGGAGGAAUUAGCUGCUGCUGGCCUCCCUGGGGACUCGCUGCUGCUGCUGCUGCUGCUGCUGCAGUACUCCAGCAAGAGCAGCAGAUCUGAAGAUCUCUUCAGAGACAAAUCGCUGCUGCAAGUUGCAAAGAAUCUCGCCAAGGGACUUCAGGGAGUGGCCAAUGUCUAUACACAGCACAAAAGCCUUUUGAGUUCUGUGGUGGAGUCCCUCAUCAAAGGAAAACUCAAAGAAAGCACUUAUGCUGUUUUGGGCCCCAACAAAAACCCCACAGCCGCAGCAGCCCCCAGAGAAGGACUGCAGACGGUUUUGGUUUUUGUGAUUGGAGGAGCGACUUACCAAGAGGAGCGGGAAAUGCAGGAGCUGAGCAGCAGCGCUGGGGUGUCUGUACUGCUGGGGGGCAGCAGCGUGGUGAACGCGAAGCAGUUUCUGGCGGACGUCGCGCAGGUCCAGCUGCCGAAUGUGUGA
Eimeria tenella is the source of this 990-nucleotide messenger RNA. Its product is annotated as vacuolar protein sorting-associated protein, putative. Gene Ontology annotation, biological process: intracellular protein transport; vesicle-mediated transport. The coding region runs from base 1 to 990 and encodes 329 amino acids. NCBI's taxonomy places the organism in Eukaryota, Apicomplexa, Conoidasida, Eucoccidiorida, Eimeriidae. Gene Ontology annotation, cellular component: Golgi membrane. The transcript has 8 exons. The record is from RefSeq and is a predicted model, not a curated record.